AUGUCAUGCCUUCCUCGCACGCGGCACAUAGCUCCAAGCAGGAUCACUGUGCUUUUACCACGCGGAGACGCUCUUGGCUCGACGCGUUUUUCAAUCUUGAAAGAUUCUUGUGCGACGUUCUCCUCUGCCAGGCGGAUCAUGAGGCCGGCCGGUGAAAGCAUUGACCUUUUCAACUAUACAGGUGGAAGAUGGCUUCGUCAGGACGCGCUAGAGAGAGAUGCACGCCAUGUACAGUUUGAUUUCGACGCACUACGUCGCAGGAUCAUCGCGCUCUGUCCUGGUGCCAGAUCUGUUACUUCGUAUAGCAAGAAGGAAGGAGGCUUUAAUCGGGUGUUUAUAUUUCACACAGAUAACGCUAAACGUCUCGUCGCAAGACUGCCCUUUCUAGUGGCAGGACCGCGACAGCUGACUACCAAUUCUGAAGUCGCAACAAUCCAGUUCUUACAAAGAAAGACCAGCAUCCCUAUCCCGAAGAUACUAGAGUGGAGCGACGACGCUUCUAAUACCAUCGGUAGCGAGUAUAUCAUUAUGGAACAUGCGCCAGGGAUUUCGCUACACGAAAAAUGGCCAACGAUGAGCUUACACGAUCAAAUCCAGUGUAUACAAGCGAUAAUUCAAAAAUUAGAAGAGGUUGUCGACCUCGACUUCCAGGCUUACGGCAGCUUAUGCUUCGCGGAUAUCUCAUACAUCGCCGCUUCAAAGCUACUACCACUCGACCAGGAAUUUACCAUUGGCCCUCAUUGUGGAGCUCGGUUUUGGGACAACCACGUUGGACAGUCCAGGUACUCUCACAAUGUUGAUUCCAACCAAGGCCCCUGGCUUGACCUUGUUGCGUAUUGUGACGGUCUCGUGGACACUGGGAUUGCCAAACUUCCCCCAGCCGACGCGGCUCCACAACGGCCACGCUACCGUGGGUCCGUCGAAACACAUCGUCGACUACUCGAACACAGUCGCGCAGUACUAAGCAAAAUGGCAACAGAUUAUCGUGUUCGAAAGGCAGCUGUUCCGGUAAUGUUCCAUCCCGAUCUGCACAAACGGAACAUCUUCGUCUCAGAAGAAGAUCCCUCCGUUGUCACAGCUAUAAUUGAUUGGCAAUCGACUAGCAUCGAACCAGCGUUCUGGUACGCAGACGAAGUACCGGACUUCGCGCAGCCCAUUCCCGAUCGUGUAAACGAAGAUCGCAUAGAGCCUAAGAGCGAGGCGUGUGCCCAAGCGUUCAACGCCUGUGUUUCAUUGCUGGCCCCAAAGCUAGCAACUGCCAGAUCAAUGGACGAAGCCUUCUUCCGGCCAUUUCGCUAUUGCUAUCGAACGUGGGAAGAUGGGGCCGUUGCUUUCCGCGAGGAACUCAUUCAAACAUCGCUUCACUGGAAAGAGCUUGGUCUUGGGGGAUCAUGUCCGUUUCCUCUACCCUGUCCUAACGAACUCGUACACCAUCAGCAGGACUACAAGCGCUUUGAAGCAGCCCAGCAGCUGAAGCACAGCCUAUCAGGAUUGCUUAAUACUGCGCCUGACGGCUGGGUUCCCUCCGAACAAUGGGAAGCGACAAAGCUGGCGCACAAGGAAACGUAUGCAGGAAUUUUGCAGGAAGUGUUAGUAAACGAGCAGCUGGACGAUGACGAGCCAAUCAAAAGCGAAGACGACCUGAAAGAGAUCUGGCCGUUUGACUUGCAGAUAUGA
Messenger RNA from Boeremia exigua, 1677 nucleotides. RefSeq names its product kinase-like domain-containing protein. The transcript is spliced from 4 exons. Bases 1 to 1677 code for a protein of 558 amino acids. Gene Ontology annotation, cellular component: mitochondrion. The record is from RefSeq and is a predicted model, not a curated record. NCBI's taxonomy places the organism in Eukaryota, Fungi, Ascomycota, Dothideomycetes, Pleosporales, Didymellaceae.